Messenger RNA from Ambispora leptoticha, 300 nucleotides. The record is from the annotation of a GenBank genome assembly. NCBI's taxonomy places the organism in Eukaryota, Fungi, Glomeromycota, Glomeromycetes, Archaeosporales, Ambisporaceae.
AUGAGAAGGAAGAUUUGCGGAAAGGUUGAAAAACGUAAACAACCAAGCGCAGGAUCAAUGGAACCAAUUUGUCAAAGAGCGAAGCGGGAAAGCGGAAAAUUGUUUCAAAAUGCCUAUGUUUCCAAAGAUAUUUCACAAGGACUGAAAAAGGGCACUAUGCAACAUAUGGUCACUAUCAUUACGAUACCAAGGAAUAAAUUGCGUAACCUCAUUCGAUACGAGCGAAUGAGAAUGUCAUUGACUGAUUGCUUGGCUUUCAAUGCUGCCAAAAUAUUUGAUACUGAGAUCAGACGAUAUUGA